Molecule: messenger RNA, 2478 nt
Organism: Haliotis rubra (blacklip abalone)
Lineage: Eukaryota; Metazoa; Mollusca; Gastropoda; Lepetellida; Haliotidae
Exons: 2
Coding region: 116-2230 (704 amino acids)
Molecular function (GO): nucleic acid binding
Source: RefSeq, a predicted model, not a curated record
GAUAAAGUUAAAGCAGGCAGAUGAUUUUGAUGAGUUGCAUGUUAGAGAAGAGCAGUUGUCUGCUGAAGUUGAGUCGGUUUCAGUGGAUCAGAUUUCCAAUCAGGGGAAAUCUUCGAUGGAAAUAGGUAUUACUGGCGACAAAACGAGCCAAAUUAGAAAGUUUGUGGAGGAUUAUGCACGAUCCGAAAGUAAAGAUGAUUUGGUGUUCUCGCCUGACUAUACUAAAGAGGAGAGGGCAUUGAUUCAUGAACAUGCAAAGGAAUUCGGCCUGAAGAGUCGGAGCAAGGGAAAGGCAAACCGUUUCAUCACCCUUAGUAAGAACGAUCCAGACAUGGCAUCACAGUUUCAGGUUAAUAAAUAUCGAGACCCAGACGAAUGUGCUCAAGCUUGGAGACUUCGAAGGCGCUUUCUCGUAGCUCACCAUGACAAAUUUCCAGAAGCCCGUCUGAUUUGUCUAGCCAAGUGUUUUGUUAAUGUGGAGAUGGAUGGUUGCAGGUAUCCCGACCCGGUUAUGAUCCAGCUGAAGGAGCUCUCCAAAGAUUUUCCCAAACUGGCAAAAGAAAAAAAGGAGAGAGUUAAGAUGAAAUAUACAACAAUGGGUUUUGUGAAAGCAUCAGACUCUGAUACUGUAGAGCCAGUGGUAAAGAAAUCCUUGUCAGAUACUGUAAUAGAACCCCUGGCUGAGUCUGUGAUGGAACUUGCUGAAUCAAUAAAAUGUGGUUCACAUCACUCAAGCAUAGAAUCUCAGAUGGGAUUUGUCAAAUCUGAGGACACGUACACGAGCAAUAACAUUCAAGUCCCUGUGGCUCAAAAUCAGUAUGGGGCCAGUAUACUGGAGCCCCUUUGUAGCAUGAAAGAACCCCCCAAACUGAGCAAGAAGAAAUGCAAAAAGGGUCAAACAACUGCUGAAAUGACUCUACAAAUAUUUCCUGUACAAGCACAGACAUCAGCUCCUGUUAAUGAUGAUGCAAAUGACCAAACAUUUGCUGCACUUCGACAUCAGAUUAAGCAAAAGUCAAUGGAGAUCAACCCAAUUUCGCUAAUGAAUAUGGUAAUACAUAAAGUCAAGAUGACUAUUCAGUCCAGCAUCGAUGCCAAAGAGGUCGAUGGUGCCACCAUGUUUGAAUGCAGGGUCAGUAUUGACUUCAUUCACAUUGCAUCUGCUGUGGACCGAAGUAAGAAGACGGCAAAGAAAGCUGCAUUUGAGAAUGUGAUUGAGACAAUUCUGAAACCAUACCACAUGAUUUCUGUAAAUGAAGAUAACUCUCAAGAACUACUUGCAUCUGACACUCCUGUCUUGGAGGAGGACGAACAGGAGGAGCCUGAAGUGAACGAGAUACCGAUGUUGCCAGAAGGGGAAACCUGGUAUGAGUCCAAUGGUGGAGGUCUUAAAGGUGUAAGGUUCAAAAGUUACAACAAAAAAAAGAGACCACAGUUAGGAGAUGAUGCUAGAAACUUGGAUGAGUUAAUUAUAGUGCAGGAUGCUAUGAACAAUAGGGCUGUACAGCAUCCUAGUUCAGUAUUGAGGCAAAGUGCAGAUUUUAGUAAGAUGCUACUUGAGUUUGAGUUUGUCCGGAACAAAGAUGGUGUGUCGUGUCGUGUGAGUCUAGAAGGCCAGCCGUUGGUUGAGUGUACAGCUAGGACAAAUAUCAUUGCCAAGAAUGAAGCAAGUGCAAAUGCUAUUGACUUAUUAAGGAAAAUGUGCUGGACAAUGAAAUUCAAGCAGGCGGCUGAUUCCGAUGAGAUGAGACUGAGUAAGGAGGAGGUGUUUGGUGAUGUUGAGAAGUCCAUGUGUGAGAUACCUGACAGUAACAUCGGCAACAAGCUGUUGCGGAAGAUGGGCUGGGUGGGUGGUGGGAUGGGGAAGGAUGGGACUGGGCGGGCUGAGCCUGUUUCAGUGGAGCAGGUUAUAAACCGGGCAGGGAUCGGACAUUCAAAAGAAAAGGGGAUUACUGGCGACAUGAUGAGUCGAAUUAGGAACUGUGUUGAGAAUUAUGCAAGGUCUGACAACUGUGGGGAUUUGGUAUUCUCAUCUGACUUUACUAAAGAGGAGAGGGCGUUGAUCCAUCAGCAUGCAAAGAGGUUCCGCUUGAAGAGCCGGAGCAGGGGAUCCAAUGCAAAUCGUUACAUCAUUGUUAGUCGGAAAAGGACAUCAGGUGAACUUUUCGAACAUAUCAUGUCUCAAGGAGGCUCUACAUCUAAAUACGAACUUGUGCCACCUCAGCGUUAAUAGUUACGUGAAUGUGUGGAGCAUGUCCAUACAGAUUUGUCCCACUUAAACCAUGAAAGUGUUACCUGAAUAUUUUGAUUGAACUUGUACAGCCUCAUCAUGAAAUAUAUGUGAACAUGUUGACAUGAACUUCUAAACAUUGACAGUUACUUGAAUGUGACAUAGGACCCAUUUCUUGAAACCAUUUGUGGAUUCAUUUAUGACUUUCUACUUAAUUCUUGGGUGUAUUAUUAAAAUGCCAAACUUGC